GCCACAUGGAGGGUGAGCUGGUAUGGACGUGAGCUUUUUUUAUUUGUUUAAAUCCUUCUUUGAUUUCUUUGAGAACAUAACAGCCUGAAAGAAGACAAACACUUGGUUUCACAUGGCUCUGCAACAGGUUAUUGGAAUAUGAACCCUGUCACAGCUUUAGGUGCAUAAACCCUGGACCUUUGAUCUACACUUUAGUCUUACAGUCAUGCAUCGGAGAUAAUAAAAUACAUUUUAGUUUCUUUUUUACACCAUUUCCUUUAAGACAGACAGGAGGAUAGAUCUCCACACUUUUAAGAAGUUAUCGUGCUGACAGUGCUGCAAUCAUGGGAGAAUGGGGUUUCCUUGGCGGUCUCUUCGACAGCCUCCAGACGCACUCACCGAUGCUUGGACGUUUCUGGCUCUUGAUCAUGCUUGUUUUUAGGAUACUGAUUCUGGGAACUGUAGCCAGUGACCUGUUCGACGAUGAGCAAGAGGAGUUUGCCUGCAACACCCUCCAGCCGGGCUGCAAACAGGUGUGCUACGACAUGGCCUUUCCUAUCUCCCAGUACAGAUUUUGGGUGUUUCACAUCGUUCUCAUCGCUACACCUUCCCUGGUUUUCCUUGUGUAUGCUAUGCAUCACAGUAGCAAGAAGACAACCUGCUCUAAAUUCAACCGAACUUACAGCCAGGACAACAAAGUGGAUCUCCAUUUAAGGAGGCUUUAUAUUGUCACCGUAGCCUUUCGCAUAGUGGCAGAAGUUGGCUUUCUCGUAGGCCAGUGGCUGCUGUACGGCUUCAAGGUGGAGGCCCAGUUCCCCUGCAGCCGCUUUCCUUGCCCCUACACGGUGGACUGCUUCACCUCCCGCCCUGCAGAGAAAACCAUCUUCCUCUGCUUCUACUUCAUUGUAGGUGUGAUAGCAGCCAUCUCCAGCUGUGCUGAGCUUCUCUACGGCUCCGUGAAGUGGUUCUGCUCAGAACGGGGGGACACCAGACUGGAGCGCACUCACUGCGUCUGCGAGAACCUCCACAACAUUAAGCAAGAGGAAGCAGAGGAAGAGGAGAAAUACCGAGAAAAGACUGUGCCAGAAAAUGCAUCCAGCAUCGUGACACCGAAGAGAGGAUCAGUGAGGAGCAGCGCAAGUAGGAAGGUCUCCAGCGUCGGCAACAAGAACAAGGGCGUCAGAUAUGUGAGCAAGAGGACACUCAUGGUGUGAGAGCACCUUGAUGCCAACAUGCUGGUCCCUUCUUUUCAUCUAAAAGUUAUGAAUGAUAUUACUAAUUGCUGUGUACUAACCCACACACACACACACACACAAAAGAAAAAAAAAGAUAGGAGUCUUCAGAAAUUCGGAAAUUCUUGGGAGACAGUCAGGAAAUGAGCAAAGGCAAAACAAGACUGAUGGCUUUGAUAAGGCAGAUGCAUUAUUGCCUUGUUUUGGCUGAUGAAUCAUUACAAACCACAAAUAAUUCCUGAGGGAAACCGCCUGUGGAUUACAUGUGAUGCACUGAUUGAUUUUUUUCAUUUGAGCAUCCGAAACAAUUCUUAAAGGAAACAUCCACCAUGAAACAGUCUUGUGUUGUUCCAGUGGCCACGUCUGCUGUAUGUCAAUAGAUUGCAGAUUUUUCUCUUUGAGAAAUAGUGUGGGAAAUAUUUGUUUGCUUGUUCAGAGUUAGAGAAGCUCAGCACUGCUUUGGAUUCACUGAACAGAUAUGAAAGUGAAAUCAAUCUUGUCAACAUGAAAGCAAAGUGUAUUUCCACAAAUAUCAAGCUAUUUGCUUUUUGCGAUAUUUAGAGAGAAAACCAUCUUCCUCUGAUAUGAAUUGGAUUCUAUUUUGAGGCAUAUUUACACACUGAUGUGCAAAGAUCCUCAGUGUCUUUAACAAUGGGAUCUACAUUUAUCAAGGCAACAACAUUACAACGCUGUCCUUGUUUAAGAUGUUCAGCAACACUUGUUAAUAAUGUACCCCUAAGGCCUUGCUGGAGGCUUAACUAACGGCUCUGUUAAUGAUAAAUAGAUAGUUGAGAAGACUUCAUAAGCCAGUCCCGGGAUCAACGGCACCAACUGGAGCAUUAACCUAAUGUUUUGAUGGUGAGGGAAACCCGUAAGCACAGGGAGCUGCUUAAAAUCUUAGUAAGGACAAUGUCCUUCCAAAUCCCUUUGGUUGACUUGACUGAAAAGAAAUGCAGAGGAUAGGGACCAAACUUUAUUUAGUUUUUACUAAUGGCAUUUCUUUCUGCAUUCUUCCUGAAUAGAGAGCAUUUUUUUCAAUUUUGGAAUCCAAAAGUUGUUCCUAUCAAUGGCUUUUAACUGACAUGUUAAUCAUUAGCAAAUGGUAACCAGUUAUAAAGUCAUUAGCUAUGACUUAUAAGCUGUAUGUUACUUAAUACUAAAUCCCAUUAUAUAACAUGAACAUGUCAUUGAAUAUGCGUCACACUGUGGCCAUGACUUGGUAGGAUGAAGUGCUGAUUUAAAGUAAAUGUCUUUUUAAAUGUCUAACAACUUUAACUUGAAUGUGAUCGCGUGAACAGAGACUGUUUCUCACAGAAGGAGCUGGUUUUGCUGGUUUUCCUUCUGCUUCAUGUGUCUUCCACAUGAUCAUGAAUUAAAAAAAAAACUGCACAUAUUUCUGAAGCUUUAUUCUUUCUGCAUGUAGAAAAUUCCAUUUUAUUUUUCCAUUUUUAACAUGUUUGCUGUUCAAGUACAAUUAAUUAAAAUAGCUUAUCAUUUGUCAGCUAAAUCAACAGUACCCAGCCCCGGUACACCGAGUCAUUUCACAUCGGUUAACAAUCCCUCAAUUUAGUGUACAGCUAGAACAAGUACAAUAAGAGAUAAGUGACACAUCAUCAUCAACAGAUGUAGAUCAUGCUAUUGGUUUCACUCAGUUUCACUUUUACUCUUCUCUGCAGGAAUUACGCUGUGCGGUCACUCUGCUCUUAAUUAAUAUAUUAUCACUUUUCACCUGGAGAAUAUUCAAGUUCCCCUCCCAUCCAAAAUGUUUCACAGAUUUUAAAGCAGAGUUUGACACUAGAAGGCUGUUGUCUCAUUAAUCAGCUGAAUGGGAAAAAUUCUCUGUGAUCAUGUUAAAUCUUCACUGUGAGGCCAGUUGCUGUCUGAUACACCUUUGUGUUGAAAGAUCCAACUUUUGAAAUUAAAAAAACAUUUGCAUAU
Scatophagus argus is the source of this 3149-nucleotide messenger RNA. RefSeq names its product gap junction delta-3 protein-like. The transcript has 2 exons. Gene Ontology annotation, biological process: cell communication. Gene Ontology annotation, cellular component: connexin complex. The record is from RefSeq and is a predicted model, not a curated record. The coding region runs from base 324 to 1193 and encodes 289 amino acids. NCBI's taxonomy places the organism in Eukaryota, Metazoa, Chordata, Actinopteri, Scatophagidae.